AUGUUGACGAAGUCGUCCCCGGGCGGCAACCUCACCCGGGCUGAAGCUGCAGCGGAGGAUGCCAUUAUUUCGGAAGAGCUCCUCUAUCGCUCGGGGAAAUCCAUCCAAAAUGUACAGCUCAUUCUUCGUCAUUUGGAAGAAAUCCCUCGUUUCCUGACCACUCCUUUCGUAAAGCGCCUCGAAGUGGAGCUGAGUAGUGAGGCUCCUCUGGAAAACUCUGUCAAAGGUGAUUCUCGCCCUGUCCGGCGCCUGAUCAUCGUCCAGAACAAAGCUGAAGGCAUUGGGCGGCAUGCCGGCGGGCCCCAGGUCCAUUGCUUCAGCAAGCCAGACCGCUAA
Messenger RNA from Clonostachys solani, 336 nucleotides. NCBI's taxonomy places the organism in Eukaryota, Fungi, Ascomycota, Sordariomycetes, Hypocreales, Bionectriaceae. The record is from the annotation of a GenBank genome assembly.